This is a messenger RNA of Tripterygium wilfordii, 2938 nucleotides long. RefSeq names its product AUGMIN subunit 8-like. Gene Ontology annotation, biological process: centrosome cycle; spindle assembly. Gene Ontology annotation, molecular function: microtubule binding. The record is from RefSeq and is a predicted model, not a curated record. The transcript has 7 exons. The coding region runs from base 510 to 2477 and encodes 655 amino acids. Gene Ontology annotation, cellular component: centrosome; cytoplasm; nuclear microtubule. NCBI's taxonomy places the organism in Eukaryota, Viridiplantae, Streptophyta, Magnoliopsida, Celastrales, Celastraceae.
GCAUAAAAUUAAAGGCAACCCCAGUUCCAUACUUCCAUGUCCGAUCCUACACUCCUUCUCCCUCCAUCACCCCAGUCCACUCUCUAGUCUCCCCAUUUUCGUAGGGGACCCCUGCCCCGCAUUUGCAACCAUAAACAUAACCUUCACUAAUGACCGUUAAUACACGUUGUGGCCGUCUCCGGAAUUGCCUGUGACCCAUCUUGAGUCUUGGCCCAGAUGAUGUUUUAUCACCUCCAAACCUGGUUGUCGUCUCCUGAUCUUCUUGGAGUUGGGCUUUCCUCAACGAAAUUUCGACACCCAUUUGCGUUUUACUCGUUGUAAUUCUCAAUCAGAUCUCGGUUCUCUGUAAAGAUAUUUAUUGCAGGGAAAGGGAUCUUCUUUUUGAACAACUGGUUUUGUUCCUUUGAAUGUGGGGAUACAUGAGAGUCAAGGCCUGUCAAAUCUCAAAUGUUGCUCUGGGUUGGGGAUGUGAAAAAAGCUAUCAAUGUGGCCUGAAUUCGAGAGUUUGAAUGGAUGUAUGUGAACCAGAGAAGCACGCAGCAGUGGAUACCCCAAGACCUCCCUUGGCUCCAGCUGAAAGGAACAAUGCAGUCACUACACGGCGCCCUCGAACGAGGGAGGUUAGUUCUAGGUACAAAUCUCCUUCUCCUUCAACCCCUUCAAAUACCAGGCGUAGCGCCUCUCCUAGCCUCACCAGAACAGUGCCUUCGAAUUCCCAAUUGGUGCCAAAGAGAGCCGUAUCAGCCGAAAGGAAGCGGCCCUCCACACCACCCUCACCGCAGAGGCCGCGGACGCCAAUACGUGAUUCGUCUGUAGAUUCCCAAUUGUCAUCACGAAGGAUGUCAAUGGGUGGUGGCCGGUUACCUGAGAGCUUGCGGCCCUCCACACCACCCUCACCGCAGAGGCCGCGGACGCCAAUUCGUGAUUCGUCUGUAGAUUCCCAAUUGUCAUCACGAAGGAUGUCAAUUGGUGGUGGCCGGUUACCUGAGAGCUUAUGGCCCUCCACAAUGCGAAGUCUUAGUGUUUCCUUCCAGUCUGAUAUCAUAUCUAUUCCUGUCAGCAAGAAGGAAAAACCAGUUAAUAGUGCUUCCUCAGAUCGCACUUUGAGGCCAUCUUCAAAUGUAGGGCAUAAGCAGGCUGAAAAACCUUCCCGGGCACUUAAGCUUACUCCAGAUAGAAAGAGGAGUCCUCUUAAAGGGAGAAAUUCACAUGAUCAGUCAGAGAAUGCUAAACCAGUUGAUGGAUUACAGUCUCGAUUGAUAGAUCAGCAUCGAUGGCCUAGUCGAAUGGGCAGUAAGGUAUCCUCUAGUUCAUUGAAUAAAAGUGUUGAUUUUACUGACAAAUCUGUUGGAAAUUCAGCAAUCCCCAGUCUGGGAAUUGGGUUGUCUUCAUUGAGGCGAACCCUUACAACUGAUAGUUUGGGGAACCCAUUAAAAAAGUCCGUUAGUGAUGCUGAUGCGAGGUUAUUAUCGCUUGAUGAAAUUGGAAGAGUAGGCUCUGAGGCGAAAUCAAUUGAUGACAGUUCAUUGCAGUUAUCUGGACUUCACAAGUUUGUUUCUCCUAGUUUAUCAGAUAGAACAAUGUUAGCUACCCCUGCUGCCAAAUCGCAGUCAUUGCCUACUACACGAUCUCGACCUGCAUCCCCAAGCAGGACCUCCGGAGUUGCGUCCUCUAUUGUAAAAGGGGUCAGUCCAUCUAGGACAAGACCAUUAACUCCUCCCUCUAGAGGAGUUAGUCCAUCUCGGAUAAGGCCAUCUAGUUCUUCUGGUCAGGCCUCAAAUUCAACUUCUGUGCUCAGUUUCAUAGCAGAUUUUAAGAAAGGAAGAAAGGGUGCAAGCUACAUAGAAGAUGCCCAUCAUCUACGGCUGAUAUACAAUAGAUUUUUGCAAUGGAGGUUUUCUAAUGCUCGAGCAGAGGCAAUUCUUUAUGUUCAGAAAGUUAAUGCAGAGAAAAGUAUGUACAACGUUUGGAAUACUACUCUAAGUUUAUGGGAUUCAAUAAUCAGGAAAAGAAUCAACCUCCAACAGCUGAAGCUAGAGCUUAAGUUGAAUUUGGUUUUGAAGGAGCAAAUGGGCUACCUUGAUGACUGGGGUUUGCUUGAAAGAGAGCAUAUCAAUUCUUUAUCUGGGGCUGUGGAUGACUUGGAAGCAAACACCCUGAGGCUUCCAGUGACCGGAGGAGCGACGGCCGAUAUUGAAUCUCUGAAGAUUGCUAUCUGCUCAGCUGUUGAUGUGAUGCAGGCUAUGGGGUCUUCCAUUUGCUCGUUACUUUCAAGGGUGGAGGGAAUCAACACUCUCGUCUCUGAACUUGCUGUUGUAGCUACACAAGAGAGAGCCAUGCUCAAUGAGUGUGAAGCAUUAUUGGCUUCAACGGCAGCCAAGCAGGUGGAGGAUUACAGCCUUAGGACUCAUCUUAUACAAAUGAAACAAGCCUUGGAGAAGGAUGUGAACUUUUUAGAGAUGAACGUACCUGCUUGACACUAACUAGCUGCUGCUGCUAUGGUAAGGUAACAAUUUACCAUGUCUGUCACUUAAAAUCAGAGAUGUGUGACGGUCGGUCUUCUCGGUGAAGUAAAUGUAAAUUGUUUCUCUCUUUUUUCUUUGUUUUGCUUCUUUCAUUCUUUUAUUUUCCUACUUCUAUGAUGUAAUUUUCGUACCAUUCAACUGGAAAGAAAAUGCAGAAGCAGCAAAGCAUAUUGAAUUUGAAAAUAGGAAGCACACAAUGUAGAGGAGGAAGGAAAGAAAAUUUAGGACUUCAUUUCUCUGUGUACGUAUGGAUGUCAGUUUUGUACGUGGAACUAGUCAUACUAACAUCUCCUGUGAUCUCUACGUUACACCUUUACAACUAUGCAAUUAGGCCAUAAAUUCGCAACUACUACUAUGGCCAUAAGUUUGCCAUUACUACUCUUGAUAAAUUCAUAGGUAAGGCGAUUAUGUGA